Molecule: messenger RNA, 3347 nt
Organism: Prunus dulcis (almond)
Lineage: Eukaryota; Viridiplantae; Streptophyta; Magnoliopsida; Rosales; Rosaceae
Product: villin-1
Exons: 23
Coding region: 349-3087 (912 amino acids)
Biological process (GO): cytoskeleton organization
Molecular function (GO): actin filament binding
Source: RefSeq, a predicted model, not a curated record
AUGGGCCCAGCUUUAGCUGGAUAAUAAAGACAAACAUUGUCUCACUUUUUCUUCUUUCUUCACUUGUUGUAUGAACAAUUCCUCCACCACACCGAACUUCUUUUCUACACUUAAUUUAUAUUCCAAGUUUUCAACUUCAUUAUUAAAUCAUCAUUCUUUUAAAGGGUCAAAAGCAUUAGGAGGAAUAUACUCCUAAUGUCUUCUUCUGUUCCUUCGCUGCAAAUAAGAUCCUACAGACACAACCCAUUUUACGCAAUCCUCCAAAAACCAAAAUUGUGCAGAAAUAUUAACCAGAAAUUACCGUGCAUUUAGUAGUUGUUUGGCGGAGUGUCAAGGGCAUGAAAGGCAAUGUCUAUAUAUGCUAAAGACACAGAUCCAGCAUUCCAGGCUGCAGGAGCAAAGCUUGGUUUGGAAAUUUGGUGUGUCGAGAAUCUAAAAUUGGUUUCUGUUCCAAAAUCUUCACAUGGGAGGUUCUAUUCUGGAAGUGCGUAUGUAAUUUUAAAUACAGUUCUACCAAAAAGUGGCCUUCCUCAGCAUGACAUACACUAUUGGCUCGGACAUGAUACAAACAAGGUGGACUCAGCAUUGGCAUCAGAUAAAGCACUAGAACUAGAUGCAGCCCUAGGGUCCUGCACUGUGCAAUAUAGGGAACUUCAAGGCCAAGAAACGGGGAAGUUCUUAUCAUACUUCAAACCCUGUAUUAUUCCCAUUGAAGGAGUAUAUGCAUCACAGAAAGAGCACUUAAAUGGUGAAACAUAUAAAGUCAGCUUGUUAGCUUGCAAAGGGGACCACGUUGUUCAUGUUAAAGAAGUUCCGUUUUCUCGGUCAUCAUUGAACCAUAGUGAUGUAUUCAUACUUGAUACUGCAUCCAAAAUUUUCCUCUUUAGUGGGUGCAACUCUAGCAUACAAGAAAGAGCUAAGGCUUUGGAGGUUGUUCAGUACAUCAAAGAGAAUAAACAUCGUGCAAACUGCGAGGUGGCAACUGUAGAGGAUGGAAAAUUUGUUGGUGAUCCUGAAGUGGGUGAAUUCUGGAGCUUAUUUGGUGGUUAUGCUCCCAUUCCCCAGGAUCCACCUUCCUCUGUCCAGAAACAACCUGACACACCCUUUGUGAAACUAUCAUGGAUAUCAACUCAGGGUAAACUGCAUGCAUGUCAAACUGACUCAUUAAGUAAAGAAAUGCUUGAGACAGACAAGUGCUAUAUGGUAGACUGUGAUUCUGAGAUUUUUGUUUGGAUGGGAAAACAUACCUCGGUUACAGAAAGGAAAACGUCAAUCUCAGCUGCAGAAGAUUUCCUCAGAAACCAAGGCAGGUCAGCUGGGACCCAUUCAACUUUUAUAACUGAAGGAUUAGAACCUGCUAAGUUUAGGUCAUACUUCGAUAAUUGGCCUCAAACGGUGGAAACCAAGCUGUAUGAAGAAGGUCGAGGAAAAGUGGCAGCAAUGUUCAAGCAACAGGGUUACGAGGUGAAGGAGCUUCCUGAUGAAGAAGAUAUCCAGCCAUUUAUAGAUUGCAGAGGCACAUUGAAAGUUUGGCGCGUAGAUUGUGAGAAAUUGUCCCUUCUUCCAGCUUCAGAAGAGAGAAAAAUUUUCAGUGGGGAUUGCUAUGUUGUGCAAUAUACAUAUCUUGGAAAUGAAAGGAGUGAGAAUCUAUUUUAUGCAUGGCUUGGAUGUGGGAGUGUAAUGGAAGAUAGGAAGGAUGCUAUGUCUCAUUUGAAUGCCAUAGUUGAUUCAACCAGGGGGAACCCUGUUUUGGCCCAAGUUAUGGAGAAGAAGGAGCCAUCUCAGUUUUUUUCAAUUUUCCAGACAUUAAUUAUUUUCAAGGGAGGAAUGAGUACACGAUACAAGAAGUUUAUAGCAGAAAAAGGUAUUGGGGAUGAAACUUAUGAUGAAAGCAAGACAGCUCUUUUUCGUGUUCAAGGGACAAGUCCCAAUAAUAUGCAGGCCAUCCAAGUUGAUCCGGUUUCGGGCUCUUUGAACUCAUCUUAUUGUUACAUCCUGCAAACUGGUACAUCUGCUUUCACUUGGAUUGGGAAUCUCUCCUCAACCAGAGACCAUGACCUUCUUGACAGAAUGCUGGAACUAAUAAUUCCAACAUGGCAAGCAACAUCAGUAAGGGAAGGGAGUGAAUCUGAUAUUUUCUGGAAUGCACUUGGUGGAAAGGCAGACUAUGCAAGGGCAAAAGAGAUAAAAGGAUACAUAGAAGACCCGCAUUUGUUUAUGUUGAGCACAACUGAAGGUGAUUUCAAGGUGAAAGAGAUAUACAAUUUUACACAGGAUGAUUUAACUACUGAAGACGUGUUAGUCCUUGACUGCCACACAGAGAUUCAUGUUUGGAUUGGAUGCCACUCAAAUGUUAGGUCAAAGCAACAAGCCCUUACUCUUGGCCUGAAAUUUCUCGAGACAGAUGUACUUGUCGAAGGGCUAUCUUUGGAGACUCCUAUUUAUGUCAUUAGUGAAGGGCACGAACCACCAUUUUUCACUCGUUUCUUUGAAUGGGAUUCCUCAAAGUCAAAUAUGCUUGGCAACUCUUUUGAACGGAAGCUUGCUAUUUUAAAGGGAAAACCACAACAAUUAGAAGCACCAAAACGAAAUUCAUGGAAGGCAUACUCCAGGGAGACGACCCCAGAUGGUUUGAGAAGCAAGUCCAUGACUUCCAAUGGCCAGAGAAGUGUUUCUCCUGCAUCUGGUGUUUCGGUUUCUAGUGUCACAUCUUCAAACAAUCACAUCUUGUUCAGCUCAACGCCAAUUAACAGGAAAAUCUUUACUGGAUCCUCUCCUAAUGGUAGUCCUGAUGUGUCAUUGGCAUCUGCAGGUUCUCCAGCAGCAGAGGCAAAAUUACCUGCUACAGGUGGCACUCAAGCUGAUGGAAAUGAGCCUAGGGAGGCUGGCACAAACUUGUUAAUAUACCCAUAUGAACGAUUAAAAGUGAUUUCCAAAGAUCCGGUAGCAGGCAUCGACAUAACCAAAAGAGAGGCAUAUCUAGCUGAUGAAGAGUUCCAAGCACAAUUUGCAAUGACCAAAAGAGACUUCUAUAAGCUUGCUAAAUGGAAACAGAACAAGCUCAAGAUGGCACUUCACCUUUUCUAAGCUCAGAUGCAAUUUUCUUCAUAUGCCAGUGCUGCCAAGGGAUUAACUUGGUUUCUAAUCAACAUCCCGACUUUUGAUCAUGUCAUUAUGUUGUUCAUCUGAUUGUAUUAGCCAAAACAAGAAGGUUUGCUUGAUUUUCUGUUCACUUUGAAAAAGACUGGCAAUUUUGUUUUCUUCCAUUUCUGGAUUUUUAGCCAAUAGAAUCAAGUGACUUCGUAAUUCAUUCGACAAGAAUGAAAGGCACGUCACGUUUAUAUAAA